Hansenula ciferrii is the source of this 999-nucleotide messenger RNA. RefSeq names its product UDP-galactose transporter HUT1 (gene HUT1). The record is from RefSeq and is a predicted model, not a curated record. Gene Ontology annotation, cellular component: endoplasmic reticulum membrane; Golgi membrane. The coding region runs from base 1 to 999 and encodes 332 amino acids. Gene Ontology annotation, biological process: UDP-galactose transmembrane transport. Gene Ontology annotation, molecular function: UDP-glucose transmembrane transporter activity; UDP-galactose transmembrane transporter activity. NCBI's taxonomy places the organism in Eukaryota, Fungi, Ascomycota, Saccharomycetes, Phaffomycetales, Wickerhamomycetaceae. The transcript has a single exon.
AUGAACAACACACUCACUCUAUUCAUCUGCAUCACAGGUAUCUACACCUCCUUCAUAACAUGGGGUUACCUCCAGGAACAAAUCACAAUCCAAAAAUUUGGACCAAAUAAUGAACAAUUCCAUGCUCCAUUCAUAAUUAACUUGGUUCAAAAUUUAUUUGGUUUUAUAGUUGGUUAUAUUUAUUUAUACUGGAAAACCAGUAAUUCAACAAUCAAAGUAUCCAUAUUCAACAAGAAUCUAAUCAAAUCAUUGGUAUUAAUCUCUUUGACACAAUCAUUAUCUUCGCCUAUUGGACUAAGUUCAACAAAUCAUUUAGGUUAUUUAUUAUAUACUUUAUCAAAAAGUUGUAAAUUAAUACCUGUUAUGAUUGUUCAAUAUGUGUUGUAUCAAAAAAGGUUCCCUCGUUAUAAAUAUUUGGUGGUGGGGAUUGUUACUAUAGGUGUUGUACUAUUUACUCUAGGUUUACCAUCCAAAAAAAAUAGCUCAGAUAUUAAUGGUAAUUUAUCAAUUGGUUUACUAUAUAUAUUUAUUUCAUUAUUAUUAGAUGGUUUAACAAAUUCUUUACAAGAUGAUUUAUUUAAAAAAAAUCAAAAUUUAUCAGGUGCACAUCUUAUGACUGGUUUAAACCUAGUUUCAUUUAUUUUAACUUUGGGUUAUACAACAAUUUUAUCAAAUCAAUUAAAAUAUUCAAUUGAUUUUAUAUCCCAGUAUCCAUCAAUCCUAAAAGAAAUUGUUCUUUAUGCGGUUUGUGGUGCUUUAGGACAAAUAUUUAUAUUUAUUACUUUGGAAAAAUUUGGUUCUUUAAUUUUAGUUACUAUAACAGUUACAAGAAAAAUGAUUUCAAUGUUAUUAAGUGUCUUUUUAUUUGGUCAUGAUUUGAAUUUAAAUCAAUGGAGUGGGUUGUUUUUAGUAUUUGGUGGGAUUGGUUUAGAAGCUUAUUUAAAAUUGAAUCAAAAAAAACAAUCAACAAUAACUACAGAUACCAAGAAAGAAAAAUAA